Messenger RNA from Candidozyma duobushaemuli, 1728 nucleotides. RefSeq lists its product as uncharacterized. NCBI's taxonomy places the organism in Eukaryota, Fungi, Ascomycota, Pichiomycetes, Serinales, Metschnikowiaceae. Gene Ontology annotation, biological process: protein phosphorylation. The transcript has a single exon. The record is from RefSeq and is a predicted model, not a curated record. Gene Ontology annotation, molecular function: ATP binding; protein kinase activity. The coding region runs from base 1 to 1728 and encodes 575 amino acids.
AUGCCUGACGUGUCGAGCCCAGGCGACGCCAUGUUCAGCUUGUCCAACUAUCCAGACCUCCCGGCCAACUACCAGUUGCGCCAGCUCUUGGGAGAGGGCGCUUUCUCCCUGGUUUACAAAGGUGUCAAGGUCGACCUGAAGGAGCAGGUGGCCAUCAAAAUCAUCAACAAGACAAACCUCCUGCUGAAGCAGUUGAACAACAUCCAGAACGAAAUCAACAUCAUGAACAACCUCACAAACGCUGGCGGCCACGUCAACAUUCUCCGUUUGAUCGAGCUGUUUGAGCUGGAGGAAAACUGCUUCCUUGUGUUGGAAUACUCCGACGGCGGAGAAAUUUUUAACAAGAUUAUCGAAUACACUUACUUUUCCGAGAACUUGGCCAAGCACGUUUUCUCCCAGUUGCUCAACGCCAUCCGUUUUUUGCACCAGAACAAUGUGGUGCACAGGGAUAUCAAGCCAGAGAACCUCCUCUUCAACAGAAUCCCUUACGUGCAGCGUUCUGACAAAGACAUAAAAAAGGCCCUCCGUGCCUCGGACGACGAGUCCAAAAAGGACGAGGGCGAGUUCAAACCCGGUGUCGGCGGCGGCGGUAUCGGAACCAUCAAGUUGGCUGACUUUGGUCUAGCGAAGCAGUUGAGGUAUGACAUUGCCGCUCCCGGCAAGAAGCAAAGCAACCUCAAAACUCCAUGUGGCACCGCCGGCUACACGGCGCCCGAAGUGAUCCACUGCGGCGUCGAAAGAAAAAGAAGAUUCAAGAGCUCUACUUCAAAGAGCAACUUCUACUCCAAGGCCGUGGACAUCUGGUCUCUCGGCUGCUUCCUUUACACUGUCCUCUGUGGCUUCCCUCCUUUCUACGACGACAACCACGACGUUCUCACCCACAAGAUCAUCACCGCCGACUAUGUGUUUUUGGAGCCAUGGUGGGAUGAGGUGAGUGAAAGUGCCAAGGACUUGAUCUCGAAAAUGCUUGUGGUGGACCCAGAGGUCCGUAUCACCCUUGACGAGAUUUACGAGCACCCUUGGCUUGCGGACGUUGUGUCGCUUGAAUCGUCGAGUUACUUCCCUGAGUCGACAAAUGAGAACGACGACACAUUGACGGUGGACAACAUGAAGACUGACUCGCAUUCUCCCGGCCACAAGUCGCCUGGUGGCAUACUUACUCCAGGCGCAGCCAUCAGAUCAGUGUUCAACAACCCAGCCAUGUCUCACGUCAACUUGAAGCUGUUGGCUCAUCAUCAGCGCCACUUGGAGCCCAAGGAUGGUGUUGACCCAAGAGACGUUAAGUUCGACGCUGAUUCCAACAAGGGCGCUCACCGCAAGACGAGUUUGCCCAAGACACCAAACCCUAUCGAGAGUGUCAACUUCAAGGAUGUUUUCGAGAAGGGCGGUGACUCGGACUCGGAGGAGUUGUCCCUGGAUGUUGUUGAUUUUGACUCGGAGGAAGAGGAAGACGAAGACGAAGUGCAGGAUGAAGAGCAAGACGACGAAGCCGGCGAAGGCCAGGAGGGUGUGGGCGAGCUCAAGGACAAGCUUCUGACGCUCAAACUACUCUCGAUUCUGUCCACAUCGUCAACAGACUCGUCUAAGCUUCUGCACAACGACGACGACUGUGCCACGCGGUCGUCGCUGGUUAUAAGUGGUGUGAACGGCGACUACAAGUUCACGUUGAACUUGAACGAUCUGAAUUUGCUUAGAAGACGGUCCUCUGUCAAGAGCGGACAGGCGUAG